Cuscuta europaea is the source of this 2968-nucleotide messenger RNA. Lineage: Eukaryota; Viridiplantae; Streptophyta; Magnoliopsida; Solanales; Convolvulaceae. The record is from the annotation of a GenBank genome assembly.
CAAUUGAAUACACACCCCUAAUCGUUUUUAUUUACUUUUUAUGAAUUAUUGUUUGUGUAUAAAACUAUAAAUAAAUACUUGAAUACCUAAAUUCUUUCCGGACUUUCAUUCCCAAAAAAUACCCGAUACUGUCGCUGGGAAAUGGAAGCUAAAGUUAGAAACUUAUUGGAUUCAGUCGGCCAUAUCUUCUCCUCCGGCGAUCAGAUACCUUGGUGCGAUCCCGACAUCGUCGCUGGAUGCGAGCGUGAAGUGGCAGAGGCUGAAAAUGGUGCUUCUGAAACAACUAAAAGUGAAUGCAUGAUGCGCUUAUGUUGGGCUCUUGUUCAUUCAAAGCGUCCAGAAGAUCGCCAGCGUGGUAUAGCAAUGCUAGAUGCUUCUUUAGGGCUCAGUAGUGGUCCACAACAAAAGAGGGAAAAGCUUUAUCUUUUAGGUGUUGGAUACUACAGAAGUGGGGAUUAUGCUAGAAGCAGAGAGAUAGUGGAUAGCUGUUUGGCGAUUGAACCUGAUUGGAGGCAGGCAUUGACCCUGAAGAAGGCAAUUGAAGAUAAAAUCACUAAAGAUGGAGUGAUUGGCAUUGGCAUUACUGCCACUGUUGCUGGGCUGGUUGUGGGGGGGAUUGCGGCUGCGUUGUCCCGUAAGAAGUGACUGUUGAUCGUGUGAACUGCUGCUGACUGUGCAUUACAAUUGCAAACCUUUUCGUUGUCCCAUCAGUAGUGACUGUUGAUUGUGUGAACUGCUGCUGACUGUCCAUUACAAAUGCAAACCUUUUCGUUGUCCCGUAAGAAGUGACUGUUCAUCGUGUGAACCUUUUCGCAGUCCCCCUUUUAGGGUCCUAUGAGUCUCUCCGUGAGAGCAUUUCUUGUUUUCCUCCCUGGCAUGGAGGUGACAGCGGAUCCUGAGCCGAGUGAUCAAGAUGACCAUCAGAACUUCUUGUAAAGUAGAUGUUGUACAGUAGAUGUUGUAGAUGAUCACGAGUACUCCCAUACAAUUUUUCUUGGAUGAUGAUGGAGUAUAUGGGCCUGGACCCAAACGUCCACAUACUCAGGAGAACAGAAGGUACCACGAUCACCUGGUGGGACCCUCGUCGACCAGAUGACGUCCAUCGGCCAGAAAAAAGUCUACUCAAAAUGUGAUCCAGAAGCCAGGAGAACCGGGUGACCUCAUCGGCCAUGCCCUCAUCGGCCAUAGAUAGCCUCCAGAAUAGGAUUUUAUACUUAAUCAUUUCUAUACACUUUGUAUCCGGCCCAUUAGUGGCCCUAUUGUAAAUGGGCCUCCCAAGCCCAAGACUUGGGAGCCCAGCCCUAAUUUUCUCUAUAAAUACUCCCAUUUGGAGUAGUUAUGGGGGUUCACAAAAUCAUUAUUACAAAGUGAUGGAUUGUCGGACCAGGGUAGCCGGAAUCCACCAAGAAUGAAAGUAAAGGGGAGAGUGAAAUGGACGGAAAAGUCAGGUAUUCGAUUAACAAAAUCUCAGUGCAUCAGUCUUAAGAGUGCAAUAGAUUAAGCAUCCCUAUCCACAAAUUGGAAUGUGAUAUUUAUACUAAGGAGAAAAGAAAAUACUUGGUGCCCAAGUAAAAAGAUUCUGGUCUAAUAGGAGAGGGGCACGUGUAAAGCUACUCUAACAAACUACCAGCCUGAAUGAUUCGGGAGCAGCCACGUGGAAAGCUGAUUGGAGAGAGAACUUCUGAUAGCUGGCUGAUUGGUUUAUUCUUCUAACAGAAUUCCUGCCAGAGAUCGUGUGCAGACAAUCCGGCGUACUCCACUUGUGCGGAGAGUGACGUGGUGAUGUUUCCUCACGAUUUAAGCCCUUGCAAAUUUUGCCUAAGUACAGGGUGUUUUUCUCCCGACCUCGAGGGUUACUGAGGUCGGUAUCUGGGGGCUCGGGCCCAUGCUGAGAGGACUCGUUCUGCUGUCUCCCGUUCUCGCUCUGGAGGUAAUUUGACUGCCUGGUGAUUUGAUUGGUGUUGACCUGGAGCAACACUUCUGAGGUCAGAUUUGAUGCCGACCUCGGAUGUCCCGAGGUCGGGCUCAUGGAUCGCCGAGUUUGGUUGGCUCCUGAGCUCGAUGUUUCCCGACCUCGAGGUCGGGGGUCGGGGUUGGUGGACCCUGUUAUCUGAUGAGUUUACUUGAUUCCUGAGCCUGGUGUUCCCCGACCUUGACGGUCGGGGUCGGGGUCGGAUCCUGAUGUGGACUUAGUAUUUCCUUGCCCCCGAUGAACCCGCAAGGCUUUCUACCGACGAUCGCGGUACCCCUGGGGUGUACGGGAAUAUACUCCAUCAUGAGUCCCCCACUCUCCGAGGCGAAAGUGAAACUUGAGGUGAGAGAGAGUAAAUCUUCAAUUUCCUGGGCGCGUUCGCCCGGCAGGGGUGCUGCUAUUCCAUGGUCAUGACAAAGGGGUACCUCAUUAAAAACUCCGCUGAGGAAAAAGCCUGUGGGAAAAAAUCCUAACGGAGGAAAAAGAGUAUACUCCGCUUUGCCAUGAAGUCCGAAGAGGAAAGCGACGCCCCGCUGCAGAGAAGUAUGAGCCCGAGCUUCGCGUUUUCCGCGUUCCAAACCUGCUUCAUGGGUUAGUUGCUACAUCCGCGGCCCCGUCCAUGGGUUGAUGAAAUUUAGAAGAAAUUUGUAAGGAGUUUUCACCUAUGUACGAAUUUUGAGGAUAUACAUGUUCGGUGCCGAGCCUGAGGUGGCUACGUCGUCCUGAGCUUGGCUGUUGUUGUUGUUGUUGUUUUGUUUUUGCUGUUUUUUGAUCUCUUUCCCGAGUCCCCCACUUACCAGUCCCCCACUCUUGUGGACUUAGAAUAUUUUCUAUAGAAAUUAGUUCAAAUAGGACUAAAACUAUGGCAAAAACCUAAAAUAAGACUUGCUGUGUUUUUAAUCCAAAAUAGGACCAUAUGAGUCCUAUUGGAAACAUACCUAUUUUUGCAUUACAUUCUUACCCUUCCAUUAAAUAUGAAUUAAAAAUAGUCAAAAG